Molecule: messenger RNA, 5724 nt
Organism: Drosophila eugracilis
Lineage: Eukaryota; Metazoa; Arthropoda; Insecta; Diptera; Drosophilidae
Gene: Liprin-gamma
Product: kazrin
Exons: 13
Coding region: 648-3614 (988 amino acids)
Molecular function (GO): protein binding
Source: RefSeq, a predicted model, not a curated record
UUUAUUUUUUUUGCUUCUGUUUUUCGCCAGUUCAACGAAAGAAGCUCGCGAGUGCGGAGCGAAUAACGGUGAAACGCCAGCUCGUCUAACGGUCCAUCGUAGCAUAGUGUAGUGUAGUGCUUUAGUGCCGUGUAGCGUAGUGUUCUCGAGUGGAGUGCGGACGGGGGUUGCUAGCAAAAUGCCCAUAAAAUACUAAACGCAAAUAGCCCAAGAAAGAAAAAAUAUUUAACACAAGUGUGUCGGCUCAGUGUUUUUUGUGGUGCGAAAAUCUCACGAAAAUAGAAAAAGAAAACAAGAGGAAAAAUUCAAUAAAAACAUGGCCCUUUAAGCGUUGAGCUUCAAAUAACGGGAAAAGAGAGUGUCACUAAUUGAAUGCUUAUUGCUGCCUGGACAACUCGUAAUUGAAUGGCAGAUUGAAACGCGAGAGAGAUCGAGAGGGACAGCCAGCUUAGCUGCUUAGUCAGAAUGUUUGAGCUUCGAUUAGUCCAGAGUGGUGGCAGUUGAGACGCCAAAAAGACAAUCCGAGAACGUCCUUACCGCCCACUGGCACGCCCCUUUUGACAGAGAGUGGGUGUGUGUGUGUGUGCGAGUGUGAGCCAGCGUAGUGUGUGAGUGUGCGUUAGGUGCCUGCGUUGGUGGUGGUUAGCAUGCAAAUCAACGGUCUAGCUGCCGGACCCACGAUGGCAGCCUCCGAGCCACCAGAGCCGCCGCCGCGCAAUCCGGACCGCAUAAACGCCUCGCUGCACAAGCUGGGUGAAUCCAAAAUCGCCAAAUCCCUGGACACUUCAGUGACGACGGGGCUGAAGGAGAAAACCGCUUCCGUGAACAACAACAAGCCCAUAAGACCGCUGUUAUCGCUGGACAGCUCGGUGACAGCUUCGACAUCAUCGGGUGCAGCGGGAGCAAUAGGAGCAACAGCAGGAUCUGGGGGCGGUGGAGUGCCAGCCAAGCCAACACCUUUGGUCUUGGCCACCAAACGAGACCUCACGCCCAGCAACGACAGCAGCUCCUCGCCGUCCAGUUCGAAUGGCAGCAACCAGACUCUCACCCCACCCAUGACCGCUGAUAAUCAGCCGCUCCAGCAGCAGUUACAGCACCACCAGCACAGGAGUCCUGCUUAUCCUGGCAAGGGGGAAGUGGCAGCAGGAGUGCCCCACCAGCAGCAACAGCAGCAGCAGCAGUCCCAAUUGCCGAAUGGCAUCGGCAGUACCCACUGCAACAGCAACAACGGCAGCAGCACUUGCAACUCCGGCACAACCAUGAUCCAUGCGAAUAACUCGAAUUUAAUUGCCGCAGGUCACUUGGCUCAGGCAACCGGCCCCGCCCACAAUGCCCCCUCCAGCAGCAGUGCACUCAAUGCCGUCGACAAGCGAAAUGCCAACUUAUCGGAGCUGGAUCAGGACCCGCCCUCGAAUCUGAAUCUGAAUCCGAAUUCAUCGGUGGCCUUGGGACCGCCGCACUCACCGACAUCCGCCGCCUCGGCGGCCUUGCUCCUCCUCGAGUCCACCUCCUGCGAUGGAAAUCGCAACGACGAGUCAAGGUUCCAUCAUCUGCAUUCCGCUCCCCGGCCAGAAACUGCCAUGAAGCUGCGCGAGGAGAACGAUCGUCUCAAUGCCGAACUCCUUCGACUGAGGCGACUCCUUGAGCUCUCCACAGAUGGAGCCGUGGGUGGAGUGGAUACCGCUACCGAAAUAGAGGCUGUCUCCUCCGCUGAAGGAUCAGCUGCCAAGGAGCGAAUUGAGCGAUUGGAGUCAGAACUGAGAUCAGUAAAGAACCAGCUAUUGACCAUGCGACUGGAGAGGAAGAAGCUGCGAACGGAUAAAUCCGAUCUCUUGGGUCAGGUGAAACAGCUUUGUGCCUCGCUGCAGGAAAAGGAGCAGGAGCUGCGCGACUUCAUCCGAAAUUACCAGGAACGUGUUAGGGAAACGGAGACCACGAAUGCAAAGAUCUCCGGGGAUCGGGAUCGCGAGCGUUUCCAACUGCUCAAACAAGCUCGCGACGAAGCGGAGCGUUCCCUGGCCUUGGCCCAACAGCUUUCGGCUAGGGAUCUGCAGCUCCAGAGAUUGCAGGAGCAGCUCCAGGAGGCCCGCCGCCAACUGACUGGAUGUCUUUCCGAUCAAGAGAGUCUUCAUUCUUUUGCUCCAUUAACUCCUCCAUCGGCUGCCUCCGGAAUGCUCAGUCAGAUGGCUGUCGCUUCAGGAAUGGGCGGUGGCCUGGCCGGAAUGCGAGGUACUACAGAGGACAGUGGGCGUGGCAACUCGCUGUCCGCUUUCAGUGGCAGCCUGAGUGGCGGUUCAGGAGCUACGGCAGGGGAUCGCAACUCCUGCUCCAAUGACUCGGGACUGAGGAACAGCAGCGAUAGGGAGAGCACUGGCGGGGAACUGAACUUCAGCGAUGGAACCUGCGAUAAUGGACCAUGCAUCACCGUAGAUCCGGAUAGUAUCUCUCUGGUAUCCAGCCAGAAUAUGUAUCAAUUUGGAACACCCAAAGAACGCAGCCCCACAUUGUCGCCUCUCAAUUCGGCUGCCUACUCAAGAUCCGUGGAGCAGUUGGGCUCACCUGUGGACCCCGAAGGACCAGGCGGCGGCGCCAUCAGCCGCAAGUUCGCCAGUGCCAGCAAGAGUGGACCACUGGGCGCUCGGAAUGGACGCGGUGGAACUUGGGGAAGCAUAUCACGGGUGUUUGCCCGCUCUCGGAAUAAGAGCAAGGCCCUAUCCGCCGAUGGAGUGACUGAAUAUGCCGACUACUCGUGGAAUCCACUGACGGAGGAGGGCUAUGCUGAGAAGCUUCGCCUGCUGCGCGAGGCCUCCCAGCUGCCCAUCGACCGCUGGCGGGCCACUCAAGUGCUCGCCUGGCUGGAGGUGGCCCUGGGAAUGCCCCAGUAUAGUGCCAGGUGCGCCGAGAACGUGAAGAGUGGCAAGGUGCUACUGGAGCUGAAUGACGUAGAACUGGAGGCGGGACUGGGACUCGCCCACCCAAUGCAUCGCAAGAAGCUGCGACUGGCCAUCGAGGAGCAAAGACGUCCGGAGAUGGUUCGCUAUCCGCUGAUAACGCAGCUGGGCCACACCUGGGUGGCCACCGAGUGGCUUCCGGACAUCGGACUGCCCCAAUAUGCGGAGCCCUUUGUGCAGUCUCUCGUCGACGCCCGAAUGCUGGACACGCUGUCCAAGAAGGAGCUCGAGAAGUUCCUGGGCGUAACGCGGAAGUUCCACCAGGCCAGCAUUGUUCACGGCAUCCACGUGUUGCGCAUCGUGAAGUAUGACCGACAGACGCUGGCCAUGAGACGUGUGCAAUCGGAGACGGUGGACACGGACCCCAUUGUGUGGACGAACCAGCGCUUCAUCCGCUGGGUGCGAUCCAUCGACCUGGGCGAGUACGCCGACAAUCUGAAGGAUAGCGGCGUGCACGGUGGCCUUGUAGUGCUGGAACCAUCCUUCUCCGGUGACACCAUGGCCACCGCCCUGGGCAUUCCUCCCUCGAAGAACAUAAUACGGCGGCAUCUCAACACGGAAUUCGAUGCCCUCAUUUUGCCCGCAAGAUACCUAAUUUACUGUCAAAUGGAAGAAUUUCAAAUGGAAGCCUCCAGACAAUUGGCCAAAUUGCAGGGCCACUAAAUAAUCCGCACGAACCAAUGAGCAAAAGAUAAUUCAAAUGAAAAUUAUAAGGAAAAUGAAAACGAUUAAUAAUCAAAAAUCAAAUGGGAUUCAUACUGAUUUGUUGUUUAGCCAAGCUGAUGAAGAUGAGAUACGAUAAUAACUAUAGGGAGAGAACAAUAACUGGAGCACAGCGCUAGUCAUUUCGUCAUUACGAAUAGUUGAUAGAUUCACCCCAGAAUAGACACACAUCCGAGUUAGUAGACUAGACGUACAUACCACGAUAUUAUUAAGUGCUUUAGGCAUCGAACUAGGAACGCACACAUCAAGAAUAUCAAGAAUAUACAAAAACCAGUGUCCAAGCUUUGCAUAUCCGAUAUCGAUAUUAUAGCGAUACACUCCCCGAGGAGCGCUUAACGUUGCAUUUACUUAGGUUGAUUUACGAGUCGAGCAUUUAAUGUAGUUGAAAUCUAGAGUUAAGGCUUUACGUCAAUGUAACCGAGGUGUGGGCAAAUGCUAUUUCACACAAUAUUAAUAAGUUAGGGCAUUGCAAAUGCCAAACACACACCUUCCACACGAGCGUCUUUCGUCACUGCGCCGGAACAACACCCAAGUUCUCUGUGAUACAGGGCUGUUUUCUGAGCUCGGUUAGACAGCCACUAAACGCACAAUGGAACCUUAAAGACCAAUUACAUGACCACACACUAGCACACGACUCCAUGAACACAUACACAUCUACAUUUCCGUGGUUAGAUGAUAUAGUCCAUGUUUGUUGUUGCAUACUGUGAAGCGUUCUGAGUGAGUUUGCCCUGCGGUAUCAAGUCAUGCUCUUUAAAUUCUUUUCCUAAAAGAAUGCAAUUAAUAAUUUGAUGUGGUUUGGGAUAGCUUGAGUGUAUGCCUCUAUAAAAGAAUUUGUUGCAUACUUUUAAGCAUCUGAAAAUUCAGAUAUUACAGAGAAUUGGUUUCCUACAGACCGCAGGGUAGUAGCUCUCUUAAGUUUAUUUCUUUAAGAAGUCGUUAAUUUGGUUUUGCAAUUUUGCAAUUUUGCAACUACAGUGUCAAUUGUAAGUAAAACUUGCUUACUAAGUAGCCUAUCUCUCUCUAUUUCUCACACACACACUCAAAAACAUACGCAGACACUCGAAAACAAGUUCUAUGUAUGUGUUAUCAAUGUUUUUAAGUAGCUUGAACUAGUCUAACCGUUGUCAUCUUAAUAAGUACCACUGCAUACAAAUACUACCUUAUCGAUACUAUGUGUGAUUGGAAUUCUAAGGCUUAAAAAAGACAAAUUUAUUAAUGGCUGCUGGUUUCGUGUCUGUUAGCAAUGCUAUUCUUUUUUCAAGUUAAUUUCCUUUCUAUUUCCUAUUUUUCGGGGUUUUUUCUCUCACUAUAGUUAUUUGAUUUGUUUGUUGUUUUACGCUACGUGUAGUUUAAUCGUGACAUAGCAUACGAAAUACGAAACAUUUAAUAGUUACUCUCCAAACAUCGAUUAACCAGAUUCUUUCGUCUUUGUCCCGUUUCUUUUUCCAUCUUUCCUAUAUAUUUGAUCCACUCUCUUUUUGCUUUCACAUCCGUAUGUUUCCUCUUCAAUUUCGUAAUUUGGUAAUCGAAUCGACGGCUUGUUGUUGUUGCUAACUCUGCUUGAUUGUCUAACACGAUUACCAACACAACGACAACAAUACCGACCACAACAACAACAACAACAAUGACAACUCAAAAACAACAACAAUCAACAAUAACUCAACAACAUGCCUGUGAAACCACUUUAUCUGUGUGUAUGUGUGCCUGCCAUGCCUGCUCUCUCUCUAUCUCGCUCUCUCUCUCUCUCUGUCUUUAUAUUGCUAUCUCUGCUACUCUGCCUGACUGCCCGCACUCCGUAUUCCAUUAUCCAUUAUCCAUAUUCCGAAUUCCAAUCUCCAAAAUUCCACACUCCCGUUAUCUGCCGUCUGUGUCCUGUCUUUAAUGUGCUGCCUGCCUGCCUAUGAAAAUCGAAAAUACAUGCACAAACCCAUCUACAACAUGAUAUACGAUAUACCCCCCAUAAACACCCACUCACAACCUCACACACACACACACACACACACGCAUACGACCUAUGCAAAAAUUCGCAAAUCGAAAUUGCCAUGUUUGU